Alternaria atra is the source of this 591-nucleotide messenger RNA. RefSeq lists its product as uncharacterized. Bases 1 to 591 code for a protein of 196 amino acids. The transcript is spliced from 3 exons. Gene Ontology annotation, cellular component: Golgi membrane. Gene Ontology annotation, biological process: protein secretion; vesicle-mediated transport. The record is from RefSeq and is a predicted model, not a curated record. NCBI's taxonomy places the organism in Eukaryota, Fungi, Ascomycota, Dothideomycetes, Pleosporales, Pleosporaceae.
AUGGAGAACGCACAACAAGAGCCAGCGCCUGGCUCGCUGAGCUGGAGACUCAGCAGUCAUCCCAUUACGCUACUCACUUUCCUCUUCUUCCGCAUCUCCUCUCUGCUAGUCUACCUCCUCGGCCUCCGCCUCCUCUCGUCAAACUUCGUCCUCAUCUUCAUUGUAACAAUCCUGCUCCUCGCAAUCGACUUCUACUACCUUAAGAACAUCGCAGGUCGUCGCUUGGUCGGACUACGAUGGUGGAACGAGGUCGACGCCAACACCGGAGACGGUAGCUGGGUAUUCGAGAGCCUGGAUCCAGAGACUGGACGACAGAUCAAUGCGACAGAUAAGAGGUUCUUUUGGUUGGCGCUGUAUGCGCAGCCCGUGUUGUGGGUGUUGCUUGCGAUUGUGGCUUUAGUGAGCUUCGAGUUUAUUUGGUUGACGCUUGUUGUUAUCGCGCUCGUCCUUACGAUUACGAAUACGCUCGCCUUCUCGCGCUGCGACAAGUUCAGCCAAGCGACUGGCUUUGCCUCAAACGCCAUGUACGGUUCAGGACUCGCGAGAAACCUGGCGGGCGGCAUGAUCUCAAGCAUAUUCAAUAGGCGGUGA